This is a messenger RNA of Diabrotica balteata, 1922 nucleotides long. Lineage: Eukaryota; Metazoa; Arthropoda; Insecta; Coleoptera; Chrysomelidae. The record is from the annotation of a GenBank genome assembly.
UUUUGACACAUUAAUUAAAAAAUAAAAAUAGAACUAAUCAUAACCUAGCCACCUGGCCUGGAUGGCUAAAAACAGAUGAUUUUAGAGUAAUUAGUAGUAGUUUAAUGUCUGGGACGUUGAUCUAUCUAUGGAAAUUGAGAAUUAUAAGUAGAGUAUAGACUGGAAUGAAAGCAGUGUUCAAAAUAUCGCGUUACUUUUACCUAACUCAAUUUAAAAAUACCAAUUUAAUCCAUCAAAAAUAAGUAUCAACCAACUGUUAAGUUAAAAUAAUAUGCACAAACCAUGUCGCCUCUCAAAAAAUAUCAAAAUUGUAGAAAAUACCUGGAAAAGGAUUAUAUUAUGAAAUUAAUUUUUGAUCCUCAUUAUUUAUGGCCAGUAUGUAUUGUUUUGUUGGUAUUCGAGUUCCUGUUAAAUUUCAUGAUAAUUAAUAGAGUAAAAUACACAGAAAUCGAUUGGAUUGCUUAUAUGCAAGAGGUUGAAGGAUUUCUUAAUGGCACAUUGGAUUACAAGGAAUUAAAAGGUGAUACAGGACCUUUGGUGUAUCCUGCAGGAUUUGUGUACAUUUACACACUUUUCUACUAUGUAACAUCAAAAGGAACUAACAUAUUGCUAGCUCAAUAUAUAUUUUUAUUUUUAUAUUUAAUACAAACAUUUCUAAUUCAGCGAAUAUUUAGAAAAACAAUGAAAAUACCACCAUAUGCUUUAGUUAUAGCAACUUUGACAUCAUAUCGAAUUCAUUCUAUAUUUGUCUUGAGAUUGUUCAAUGAUCCUAUUGCUGUACUUUUGUUUUAUAUUAGUUUAAAUCUCUUCAUGGAUGAUCAAUGGAUGUUGGGUAGCAUUUGUUACUCAAUAGCAGUGUCUGUCAAGAUGAAUAUUUUAUUAUAUGCUCCAUGCCUUCUAUUAGCUUAUUUAGUAAAUUUAACCUAUGUAGAAACUUUCAUUAAUUUAUUUAUUUGUGGUUUCAUUCAACUUCUAUUAGGUCUUCCCUUUUUAUAUGGGAAUUUUGUAUCAUAUAUUAAAGGUAGCUUUGAUUUGGGGCGAGUAUUUGAACAUAAAUGGACUGUAAACUUUCGUUUUCUACCUAGAGAAGUUUUUGAAAAUCGAAUUCUACAUAUAGGUCUUCUUCUUUUACACAUAUUACUUCUGUUGUUGUUUUUGCCACAUUUUAGGAGAUAUUUAACCAGCUAUGCUAAACUUAAUGUGGUGACUAAAGAAUAUAGACUGCAUUUAUUAAAAGAAAAACAAGAGACUGAAGAAAAAGAAAAGAAGGAGAUGAAAAAAAUGUCGAAAGGCCAAAAAGCUUUCCUCAAAUCUUUCGAGAAUCAAUUAAAAGAUAGUGGAAGAGUAAAAGAAGAGAAUGAUUCUAAGUUUGAAGAUAAGCUUUCUAAAAUAGCUCAAUUGUUUGUACUUCCAUUUUUUGUUUCCAAUUUAAUAGGAGUUGCUUGUGCUAGAUCUUUGCAUUAUCAGUUCUAUAGCUGGUAUUUUCAUAGUUUGUUAUAUUUGGUCUUCUCUACAGAAUAUACUGUACAGUAUAAAUUUUUGAUCUUGGCAUUGAUAGAAUAUUGCUGGAAUGUUUACCCAAGUACAAAUUUUUCAAGUGGCUUGCUACAUUGUUGUCAUGUUGUCUUGUUAUUUGGAGUUUACAGGACAAUGAAGAAAUAAAUCAGUGGUAAUGAACAAAAUUAAGUUUUUAUAAUUUAUAUGGCAUAAAUGUUGUACCACAGUGUUGUCAAGUUGUUAAAAAGUGUUUAUUUAUUUUAAAAAUCUUUUUCCUUGGUAUCAAUAUAUAAACAAUUUAAUUAUAUGGUUGUUUUUGGGAUUUUUUAAUAUGAUUUACAAAAAUUAUUACUUAAUUGAUGUGUAAAUUUGUAAAUAUAGAUAUUUAUUUUUAUCUGAGAAAACAAUAAAAGAUAUAAACACAA